Didymosphaeria variabile is the source of this 450-nucleotide messenger RNA. RefSeq lists its product as uncharacterized. Lineage: Eukaryota; Fungi; Ascomycota; Dothideomycetes; Pleosporales; Didymosphaeriaceae. The transcript is spliced from 2 exons. The record is from RefSeq and is a predicted model, not a curated record. Bases 1 to 450 code for a protein of 149 amino acids.
AUGCAGAGUCAACGACCUCAACCCCAACCCCAACCCCACCCCAACGUCAACGACAACGUCAACGAGUAUGCCAACGACAGAGUCAACGACAUCAACCCCAACGUCAACGUCAACGUCAACCCCAACGACAACGUCAACCCCAACGUCAACGUCAACGACAACGUCAACGGCAACGCCAACGAGUACGCCAACGACAGAGUCAACGACGCCAACCCCAACGUCAACGAGUACACCAACGAGUACGCCAACGUCAACGUCAACGUCAACACCAACGACAAUAUCCACAACAUCAACGACAUUAACGACAUCGUCCUCCACGGCUACGUCCUCCACAGCUACGGUGUGAAGGACACCAAGAGAGUUCACGCAAAGGGAAAAGGGAAGGAAGGACAGGAAUCACUCACUAGGCCGAACGUUUACUUUAUUGUCGAUAAAGCCUUGCUUAUAUAG